AAUGAGCUCCAGGUGUGACCUUCCAAGGAUGGUGCAGGAAUUCAUUCGUAAGCUGGCUCAGCUGGGGAACGUCCUGCCCCGUGCAUGAGUCAGCACGCAAGUAGUUAAGCUGGCGAGCCUUGGCUUCUUUGGUUAGAGCAUUCAGCCUCCGAGAGUUAACCUGCAGCACUGCUCAGAAGAGCAGAGGCCGAGCAUUCAGAAGCAUCCUACCGCUCAGGCUUGCAGGAGCAAUGACAUGCGGUUUUGAACAAGCAGCUGCCGCAGCAGGUCUGGAUUUCAGAAAGUGCUGAAAAGUCUCAGCCAAGCAACCUUCCAGGGGAAGGAGAACAGAAUUCUGGGCUGUUAUUUGCUUUCCUGGGAUACGGAAACUCUUUUGAGUGCUUGAAUCAGGAGAAAUGGCCAAACGCAUCUUUUCCACGUUAGAAGCAUUCCUGAUUUUCCUUCUUGUGAUGAUGACUGGGAUCACAGUGGCCCUUCUCACCCUCUUGUUUAUCACCAGUGGGACCACUGAAAAUCACAAAGAUUCAGGCUUGCUGACCACUCAGAGCUCUCCGGCCACCGAGGGCUCCACGGCCCCUCAAGGCUCAACAACCCUUGCCCAGGGCCCCACACCCACUCUGGCGUCUCCAACCCCCAGCACCCCAGAGCCGACUCUGUUUCAGAACUUCAGCGGCUACCACAUUGGCGUUGGGCGAGCUGACUGCACAGGACAAGUAGCAGAUAUCAGUUUGAUGGGCUACAGCAAGACUGGCCAGACUGCACAGGGCCUCCUCACGAGGUUGUACAGUCGUGCGUUCGUCAUGGCGGAACCCGAUGGGUCCAAUCGAGUGGUGUUUGUCAGCAUUGACAUAGGCAUGGUGUCACAGCGACUCAGGCUGGAGGUCCUGAACAGACUGCAGAGUAAAUAUGGCUCCCUGUACCGAAGGGACAACGUUAUCCUGAGUGGCACUCACACACACUCGGCUCCUGCAGGCUAUUUCCAGUACACUGUAUUUGUAAUUGCCAGUGAAGGAUUUAGCAAUCGCACUUUUGAGUACAUGGUCACUGGUAUCGUGAAGAGCAUUGAAAUAGCACACAGAAAUAUGAAACCAGGCAAAAUCUUUAUCAAUAAAGGAAAUGUGGAUGGUGCCCAGAUCAACCGGAGCCCUUUUUCCUAUCUUCAGAAUCCACUGUCAGAGAGAGCAAGGUAUUCUUCAAAUACAGACAAGGAAAUGGUACUCUUGAAACUGGUAGAUUUGAAUGGAGAUGACCUGGGCCUUAUCAGCUGGUUUGCCAUCCACCCAGUCAGCAUGAACAACAGCAAUCAUCUUGUAAACAGUGACAAUGUGGGUUAUGCAUCUUACCUUUUUGAGCAAGAGAAGAACAAAGGAUAUCUACCAGGAGAGGGACCGUAUGUAGCAGCUUUUGCGUCAUCAAACCUGGGAGAUGUGUCCCCCAAUAUUCUUGGCCCACAUUGCAUCAACACAGGAGAGUCUUGUGAUAACGCCAAUAGCUCUUGUCCUGUUGGUGGGCCUAGCAUGUGCAUUGCUAUGGGACCUGGAGAGGAUAUGUUCGACAGCACCCAGAUCAUAGGGCAGAUGUUGUAUCAGAAAGCAAAGGAACUGUAUGCCUCCGCCUCCCAGGAGGUAACCGGGCCACUGGCUGCGGCUCAUCAGUGGGUGAACAUGACGGAUGUCACCGUCUGGCUCAAUUCCACACACACAGCAAAAACGUGUAAACCAGCCUUGGGCUACAGCUUUGCAGCUGGCACAAUCGAUGGAGUUGGAAGCCUCAAUUUUACUCAGGGGACAACGGUAGGGGACCCGUUUUGGGACAUUAUUCGGGAUCAGAUCCUGGGCAAGCCAUCUGAAGAACUCAAAGAAUGCCACAAACCAAAGCCAAUCCUUCUUCCCACUGGAAUGAUGUCAAAACCUCAUCCAUGGCACCCAGAAAUUGUUGAUGUUCAGAUUAUUACUCUUGGGUCCUUUGCCAUCACUGCCAUCCCUGGGGAAUUUACGACCAUGUCUGGACGAAGACUUCGGCAGGCAGUUCAAGAAGAAUUUGCAGCUUAUGGGAUGCCAAAUAUGACCGUUGUUAUUUCGGGUCUAUGUAACGUAUAUACGCACUACAUUACCACUUAUGAAGAAUACCAGGCUCAGCGGUACGAGGCAGCAUCCACAAUUUAUGGACCACAUACUUUGUCUGCUUACAUCCAGCUUUUCAGAGUCCUUGCUAAGGCCAUUGCUACGGACACAGUAGCCAACCUGAGCAGUGGUCCAGAGCCUCCAUUUUUCCAGCAGCUGAUAACACCAUUAAUUCCUAAUAUUGCGGAUAGAGCACCCAUAGGCAAAAAUUUUGGGGAUGUCCUGCAGCCAGUGAAAUCUACAUACACUGUGGGAGAAGUUGUUGAAGUUAUAUUUGUAGGUGCUAACCCAAAGAAUUCAGCAGAAAACCAGACGCAUCAGACCUUCCUUACUGUGGAGAAGUAUGAAGCCACGUCAGCAACAUGGCAGAUAGUGCAUAAUGAUGCCUCCUGGGAGACUCGUUUCUAUUGGCACAAGGGAUUACUGGGUCUUAGCAAUGCAACGAUACAAUGGCACAUUCCAGAUACUGCCCAGCCUGGAAUCUACAGAAUAAGAUACUUUGGACACAGUCGGAAGCAGGACUUACUCAAGCCCACUGUCAUACUUUCAUUUGAAAGCACUUCCUCCGCUUUUGAAGUUGUAACUACUUCGUAAAAAGUUGACCAAUCAUUUAAA
Vicugna pacos (alpaca) is the source of this 2738-nucleotide messenger RNA. It is a transcript of the gene ASAH2, whose product is annotated as N-acylsphingosine amidohydrolase 2. Gene Ontology annotation, biological process: long-chain fatty acid biosynthetic process; sphingosine biosynthetic process; ceramide catabolic process. Lineage: Eukaryota; Metazoa; Chordata; Mammalia; Artiodactyla; Camelidae. The record is from RefSeq and is a predicted model, not a curated record. Gene Ontology annotation, molecular function: N-acylsphingosine amidohydrolase activity. Gene Ontology annotation, cellular component: extracellular region.